Molecule: messenger RNA, 1537 nt
Organism: Nelumbo nucifera (sacred lotus)
Lineage: Eukaryota; Viridiplantae; Streptophyta; Magnoliopsida; Proteales; Nelumbonaceae
Product: zinc finger matrin-type protein
Source: RefSeq, a predicted model, not a curated record
AGUCUUGAGACGUGAGGUGAGAGUCUCAUUCAGACUGGUUUGUGCCGAUGUCUUCUUCGGGGAUGGCAACAGUGGAAAUCAAAUUGUUUAUUUUAUUGAGCAUUCAGCAAUACUAACACGUUUCAAGAUUUCCUUUGUACUAUUUACAACCGCAUCAUGUACCACUGGAUCAUCUGUCCUCUGUGCUCUGUUGCAUAAUGAUCUAAAUGUGUGGUUAAGAUGCAAUUUUAAACAGUACAGAGUAAAAGGUUGUGUCCUAUACAGUCGAUCUGUAAGAACGAAAUGAACAUUAGCCGGUCUCUCUCUCUCUCAACGCGUUGAAGUUGAGACUUGAGCUUGAAAGUUGAGAUGUCUCCAACUUAGCUCCUCUCUUAGAACCAUGAUUUGCGUCGGUCUGGGUAUCAGUCUUACCUCACCCUCUACUGCCCUGGCCUUGCUUUCGAGCAAGCCCCCGCUUCUUCGACUUCGUCGCUUCCCAUCUCCGUUAUCGAAUGUUAGGCCUCUAGAUUUUAAGAAGAGGACGAACCAGGGGAGGUUCAGAAGUUUGAAAUGCAGAGCGGAGUUUUCCCAGGACGCACCUUUCGCCAUUGCAAUCGGAGCUUGCAUCCUCAACUCACUGGCUUUCCCAAUCGCUAAUGGUCCGGACGACGAUAGCAGCUCUGCUAUCGAUUCCACUGAUGCGAGGUUUGCAGUCAUGGGGAUCAUAAGCUUCAUUCCUUAUUUCAAUUGGCUGAGUUGGGUUUUCGCGUGGAUGGAUACUGGCAGUCGGCGCUACGUCGUGUAUUCCCUCGUUUAUCUGGCCCCCUACCUGAGGACAAAUUUGUCGUUGUCACCCGAGGAGAGCUGGCUGCCUAUUGCUGGCAUUAUCUUCUGCAUCAUUCAUGUUCAGCUGGAAGCAAGCAUCAGAAAUGCGGACAUAAAGGGCUUCCAAUUAUUCACUGAAUCUCGAAAGUAUCUUUCUCCAAGAACCAAAAGCACUCAACCCGAGGAUCACGAAGGAAUUCUUAGCAAGGAGAAGAAAGAGCACAGGAAGCCACCAUCUACACAAGAAAAAGCAAGAAUCGAGAUACAAGACUGGGGGAUUGAGAGCCCAUUGGAUGAUCGCCAGCACUUGAGCGAAGAUGAAAGAAGGAAACAUAAAGACUAGGGUUAUUUAGCCUUAAAGGAGAUAAAAGCUAAUAUUUAUUAAAUGGUCUUCAUCGCAAAAACGGCAUGGGAGUAGGGGGAGUUGUCUGUUUCAUUGUGAGCUCUUAAAAUAUAAGGAGUUGUCGAGCACUGGUAUUGGAAAGAUUUCAUUUUUGGCGUUCUUAGCAGCUUCUCAUUCUUCAAUGGUUCAAAGUAUCGAUUACGUAUCUGGGCGUUUGACCCACACUUUUUUUCUUCAGUUUCUAGCAAGGCGUAUCCCGUGAAAAUAGCUAAUAUUUAUCACAUCGGGGUGGGGUCGAUAUAUGCCUUAUAUAUUUCAGUAAGUGAUGAAAUUUUGAACCUUAGUCUAUAUGUUUGGUUAAUGUAAGAAAUGCAAUUUUUUGUUUAAUUU